Messenger RNA from Racocetra persica, 160 nucleotides. NCBI's taxonomy places the organism in Eukaryota, Fungi, Glomeromycota, Glomeromycetes, Diversisporales, Gigasporaceae. The record is from the annotation of a GenBank genome assembly.
AUGUCAAAUUUUCAUCCUCUUCACGAACAAUUAUUAUGUGAAUGGAAAUUAAAACUUUCAAAGACAGAAAAUUUAUUUCCAUGUCCAACAUUAAACGGGCUUUUUAAAGAUGAAACUGAAAAUUUUGACAGUUUUACACAAAAUUUGCUGGAAGUCCAAG